AUGCAUCCUAUUAGGAUCAUCAAAACUCAAAUUGGCAAGCCUCGACUCCAGCUUCAUAGACUCAACACAACAAUGAAACCCUCCAAGAUAGACCAAGGACGCUUCACACUCUCUUGUUGCACCAUUCUCAUCUUCCUCGGCAUAUUAGCAUUCACUAACCAACCUCAACUUCGAUUCCCUCCGGCAACCGACUCCACCGUCACCGCCACCGCCACCACAAGGGCUCAAACAAACAACUCUUCCUCGGACAACCUCCGAAUUCUCAUAGGCAUCCUCACACUCCCCGACCAAUACCUCCGGCGGCACUUCCUCCGCCUAGUCUACAGCACACAACCGCCUCCGCCGGGGGCCAAAGUUGACGUGAAGUUCGUGUUCUGCAACCUCACGAAAGAGGAUCAGAAGGUCCUAGUAGCCCUUGAGAUCAUGCACCACGACGACAUCAUGAUCCUGGACUGCAAAGAGAACAUGAACAACGGGAAAACCUUGAACUACUUCUCAACCCUUCCAGAGCUUUUAAACGACACCGUUGGGCCUUACCCUCCUUACCAUUACGUCAUGAAAGCAGACGAUGAUACAUAUUUGAGGUUGAACAGUUUGGUGGAGUCGUUGAAACCAUUGCCGAGGGAAGAUUUGUACUAUGGAUACGUGAUACCCUGUAAAAGCAUGGACCCUUUUGUGAAAUACAUGUCUGGGAUGGGUUAUUUGGUGUCUUGGGACAUUGUGGAGUGGAUACGAGGUUCGGAUAUUCCGAGGAAACGCUUCCAAGGUCCUGAGGAUAAGGUUUUUGGAGAGUGGUUGCGUGAGGGUCGUCGUGGAAAUAAUAGGUUCAAUGCUAAGUGGUCUAUGUACAAUUUUCCGGAGCCACCAACCACGUGUACUCAUGAACUCUGGCCAGACACUAUCGCGGUUCACUUGUUGAAGAAUCAAGAAAAGUGGAUUCGAACUCUCAAGUAUUUCAAUGUCACUCGUCAUUUGAAGCCUUCCAAAUUGUAUCAUAUACUUUAG
This is a messenger RNA of Gastrolobium bilobum, 1005 nucleotides long. Its product is annotated as hydroxyproline O-galactosyltransferase GALT3-like. The transcript has a single exon. Gene Ontology annotation, molecular function: hexosyltransferase activity. The record is from RefSeq and is a predicted model, not a curated record. Lineage: Eukaryota; Viridiplantae; Streptophyta; Magnoliopsida; Fabales; Fabaceae. Bases 1 to 1005 code for a protein of 334 amino acids. Gene Ontology annotation, cellular component: Golgi membrane.